Rotaria sp. Silwood2 is the source of this 573-nucleotide messenger RNA. NCBI's taxonomy places the organism in Eukaryota, Metazoa, Rotifera, Eurotatoria, Philodinida, Philodinidae. The record is from the annotation of a GenBank genome assembly.
AUGCAUUUUCAUUUAGAAAAAUCUACUGUAACUGUCCCAUCGGCAAAGACACCAACUAGACCAUCAACAAUAUCGAACAAUAUUAGACGAGCAACAAUCUCCUUGGUAACUCCAUCAACUGAAUCAAGUUCCUCAGCUGCAUCAACUUCAUCAUUUAUUAAUACUCCAUUUAUUUCAACUAAACCGACGAUGAUAAGGCCAAUCACCACUACAAAUGCACCAACAAAUAUUAUUUAUCAUAGUGGUCGUAUACACGUCAAUUCAUUUCCAUUGCAAUCUGUAGUGUCUGUUCAUAAAGCUAUCAUGCCACGAGGAUGCCAGAAACAACAAGAAAAGAAAGAAAAUAAUAAUUGUACGCGUACAGAAAUAUCAAGAACAACAGAUCCACAAAAAAAUAUUUUGAUUGGCAAGUUAUAUAUCUUCUUUCACAUAUUAUUUAUUUAUAUUCUAGAAUCUACUAUCGAUAAUGUUAAUCAAUCAUGUAUUACGAAGAAUAAUUCGGAGAUUUGGUAUCCAAAAAUGUCAAGUUCUGAAAAAAGUGNAAUUGUACGUGUACAGAAAUAUCAAGAAUAA